Oryza sativa Japonica Group (Japanese rice) is the source of this 1249-nucleotide messenger RNA. RefSeq lists its product as uncharacterized. Lineage: Eukaryota; Viridiplantae; Streptophyta; Magnoliopsida; Poales; Poaceae. The record is from RefSeq and is a predicted model, not a curated record.
CACACCCUAAGCCCCGGCCUGCAACAAACUACACCGAUCGACCAGGCGGGCAGCGAGAGAUGAUGCGCCCCUCCGGCCUCCUCAUCAGCGGCGGCUCCGUAGUCGUGCGGCCGGCAACCAUGGCUGCGCGCGCCCCCUCGCGGCUUCCGUCCGUCGUCGUCCACCUCCCGAGGUGCACCGCCACAGGAGGGCCGCCGCACUGCAGGCUGACAGCGGAGGCAUCGUCCGUCCUCCCCAACAUGUCCGUAGCGUCCCCAUGGGUCAACGAUGACGACCUCACCGAGAUUUCCAUCUACGAGGUAAUUGCGUGGUCUGCAGAAGAAGCCAUGGAACUCAUCAAGCAGACUCCACCUCCACCACCUCCUCCUCCUCCUCCUCCCUCUCCUCCGGCGACGCACGACGUGGGCCAGCCACCUCCUCCUCCCUCCCUUGCAGCGCCGCCGCCGGCGCAGCACGACAUGGGCAAGCUACUCCGCAUGUACGCGCGGCUGCUCCGCCGCCUGGAGUCGCAGGCCAUCGACAUGUACGCCGGCAGCAGGAGGCUGGUGGAGUACCACGUCAUGGCGUGGGGCGCCUACGAGGCGACCCGGCCCGCGCUCCUCGGCCUCGGGUUCAUGGCGGGGCCAGGGAUCGAGGAGGUUCUCAUCGAGUGCAUCAACAGGGGCAACGCCGCCGUCGCCGCCGCCGCCGCCGCCGGCGACGGCCAGCCGAGGCUGCUCGCCGCGUUCGGGAUCAAGCCGGAGAGCCUGCCGGCGAACCCGACGGAGAGGCGCUUCGUGGCCGGCAUCCUGUACGCUGCGCUGGAGAUGAGGAACUGCGUGCGGAGGCGGGUCCGGUGGCUGAGGAGGGUGGAGAGGUUCAACCAGCGGCGGCGGGAGGAAGAGGCGGAGGCGGCCAUGAGGAGGGAGGAGGAGGAGGCGAGGAGGAAGCUGGAGGUGCAAAAGGUUCUUGAGGGGUAUGAGGAAUUUAUAAAUUUUAAAUAAAUAUUUGGCUUGUUUAGAUUCAAGGAAUUAAUUUUGGAGGUUUUUCACAGUAAUUAAUUGUUUUGAUCCCUAUGAAAUUACUACUUUCCAAAGUAGCACUUAGCCUUACAAAGUACUGAAGGAUCCAAGCUUCACAGUGCACUUCAUACUAUUGAAGGGAGUAGUUGCAUUUUCAAUUGUUUUCAGUGGCUACUCGUGAUAGAAACCAUUAUAUAUCUUUGGCUGUUAUUGUGACUUAUAUGUUCUAAACUCAUCCAAUUUGUUUU